This is a messenger RNA of Adineta steineri, 291 nucleotides long. Lineage: Eukaryota; Metazoa; Rotifera; Eurotatoria; Adinetida; Adinetidae. The record is from the annotation of a GenBank genome assembly.
AUGAAUCGAUUUAUUAUUGUGCCUUUGGUGUUUUUAAUUCUUGGUUCGACACUAUGCGAGAGUGAUGAAGCUAUGUGUCGUCAAAGGACUGCUGCUCACACGUGUGCAUCAAUGGAUUGUUCACCAUUUAUGUAUGUCCGCGCUUAUGAAGAAUAUCCAUGCGACUGCUAUGAUAUCGAAAAACUUCCACAUAAAACAAAAAUAUGGUAUCAUAUUGAAACAUCUAAGGGAAAGUAUGGCUAUGUACUCGGCGAUCACUGUUGGGCCUCAGUUCCACAGUGCAAAAGUUAA